GUAGCGUUUGUGUAGCUGGGAAAGAGACCUUCUCGGGUCUGCGACGCCAAAGGUGAUUGGCAGGGCUGCGAUGUUCCAUGAUAAGUAUUGGGCGCUCGAUUGGCACCUUGGCAUCAAAGUGCCCUAUUGCGGCCCGGUCGUUUUCUUUAGAGAUUCCAGUGGGGCUUACUACCCCAGCGGUGGAGUGAAGAAUUACGCCUUUGACAAACUUGAGGUUGCUGAGGAGUACAUGAGAUUUCACCUCACCACUUGCUUCGACGCUGAUGGUAACGAGGAACCGGACAACUACAAACAGGUGUCUUUGCAUUUGCAGAAGUUCGUCGGGUACGGCAUGCGGGCCGCAGCUAUGCCUGGUUUCGAUAAGUCGCGGAAAAAACACGGCUCGCAGGUUGUGAUGCUCCGUUCUUUCGACUUCCUCAAGAGAAUUAACUGCUACAAGGUGUCUAGCCAUGUGUGCAAGGUGGAAAGCAAAUUGGCGCUCUCGGCACCCCUCAUACCGUUCGAUAUUCAACUUGACGAGUUCGCAUCGAAGCUUCGGUCUUAUAAAUUGCAGGUGUUGGGCCUGGCUAUUCUACACAGUGCGAUCUCUGUUCGGUCGCCGCAUGGCGGUGGGGACCCGGGUGCUCGACAAAAUAGCUCUGUGAAAAUUACCGAAUGUGACAAGGUCGUAGAGAAGUCAGAGCCUAUCCAGAAGUCUGAUCUCGAGCCGGGUUCUCUAACGAAUACGGUGUCCAAACGGUCCGCGUCGGGUUUGAAGCGAGGGCAAGGUCCGGCGAAAGUUUCAUCUUCACGUCAUGCUGGUGGCAGCGAACUUCCGGAGGAGUCUGAGAAGACGGAGGACGACUUAUCAGCUAAGCAACAUGUGGGAGUCGGGGACGACGAGGAAGGGGGGGGGAAAGAUGAGGAUGGGGGGACGACGACGAAGGUGGGGAUGAUGAGGAAGACGGUGACGACCAUCGUGGCCUCGAAGACGGCGAUGACGACGAGGGACCUGGGGGUGGGGGGGAGGAGGACGAAGACAACUACGAAGCGGGGAGCGAAGGGGAUCAGGACGAAGCCAAUGACCACGGAGUGUUUGUUAAUGAACGCUAUGGAACGGCCAGAGAAACAGAAAGAGUGGGACAGAAACACAUUCACUCUGGCUCCUGUUAUAGAAGUCAUGCGGAACGGGCAGAAACAGUGGCAACGUUUGAAACCCAAGGAGUGGAGGGACGAGGAUGUCAGUUCGUACCAUUGGUACGCCAUGGCAGGCCAACACACGGCGAAAGCUGCGAAGAGAUUGGAGGUAGCGAACUCUCCAGCUGCCAGGAAAUGGGGCGUGCGGUCCUGGAAAGCGCAUGCGGUGUACUUCGAUGAUGACCAUCUUGACGGGUAUGCCUACAUUUCCACAUUUAACAACACGAGGGAGACUCGAUCUAUCCCGUCGUCGUUCAGAAUGGCUGUCACCGCAAUAAGAGGGUUGUGGCAUCAUAUGAAAUGCCCGAAGGGUGACUGGCAUCUGGUGAAAACAAAAGAUGACAAGGUGGCGCAUCAACAGAACUAUCACGCUUUCCUGCGCAAAGCGAUAUGGAUGACACCAGACACCGAGCUCUGGAAUCAGUCGCUAAACAAUAAAUUGGUCCGUAAUUGGUCCAACCUCUUGAGGCCGUUCAUGUGCCUUGCCACCACUGGCAACGCAGUGUGGCAGUUGGUGAACCGGUUCUUCGACAUGUGGGAGAAAGGGGAAUUGCCUGGCCAAGAUGGAGUCAGGCCGGUUGAUCAAGAGGGGAGGCCGGGCGAGGCGGAGAAGGAGAUGGCAUUGGAUAUGAUUUUGGCAGGGAAGGUCGUUGUCACCACCGGCAGGACUUUCGUAAAGAAACUGAUGAACAUGAACGACCUCGACACAGAAGUGCGUAGGGAGAGAUACAUGGUGCGCAUGUUCAACUACGUGCUCUUCAAGUCGGAACGCAGGGGACAGCGUGAGUGGAAUGACGAUUUCUUCAUCGGGUAUGAUGAUAUUAUGAAGAGAUUUGAGCCGCACGGGUUGACGAAAGAGAAAUGGGAGAAGAAGAAGAUGAAACUUCCAGUUGACAGAACGAACAACGUGCCGAAACGACUGGGGGGGGUGGAUGAGGGRAAGUUGGGACARGGGAAURUGGGGGGGUWCAAGGUGAYRACUGAAAUGUAUAUCGAGURCCCGUACUUCCUSAAACUGUUUCWGCAUGAGAUAGUGGGAGCGGUGAGCCAGUUGAAGGACGAGCUUCAGCGSGUCAAYRCAAAUGCACAGCAUAUACUGUGGGAUAAGCGGAAGUGUAAUACAACGUAUUUGCCUGUGUACAUGGCGCCGUUGGAUGGGCUGCAACCGACAGAGGAUUUGAAUCGUGCUGUGAAGAAAUUGAGUUGUCACCUUGCGGUGCUGGACCUGGAUCCCCACAAGAACCUGGAUUCAUGGACGGAGCAGAGGUUUGUGGAACUUCAGCAAAUGAUGAUGGCUGUGUGUGGGACACAUUGGACACUCAUCAUUUUCAGUGGAUUGAAGGGCGAGGACUACAUUCUGAGGAACAUCUUCAGGUGGGGGGGUGUGAAAGUUCUUCCGAGCAGUUGGCGGCGGCAUCAUGGCACACAACCAUCCUCAUGUGUCCCCCUUGGGAAUCUUCCAUUGAGGAGCCACGACUCGAUGACGAUUGUGUUGCACGACACGGGCAAUGACUUCAAAAAAGUCACCGUCCCGUCCAAAAGUGACAAUGUGUUUUUUGACACUAACUACGAGGAGGAUAUGUUCGUCCGUUGCACACAACAGCACAUCGGCGUGGCCGGCGAAGACAAACCUGUUUAUGGGGUUUGGGAAAGAGAGCCAGCAAGAAUGAAGGAGUUGUGUUCAUGGUUUUUGAAGGAGGGGGAGGGUGUGCUUCUUCUGGGUGACGUCCAGUCUGGGUCAGUUUGGGACUUGCUUCGAUCUGGCCGUCAUGUGGUGGCAUGUGACGACUCUACCACCAUGCUCGAAUUUUGUUCGGCGUUUAUUGAUCGCCUCGUCCAUAAUCCCGAAAGUCGUUGUCACUUCGAGCGGCCCAAAACUCAGCAUCGGUCGGACCGAGACAUGUUCCUGAAACUCGAGAAGAAGAGAGAAUCUUUGUGGAAGUACUUGUUCUGCAAUGCUCCUGAUACACGAACGGAGACUGAUUACGUUGCUAGAAAAGUCGUCACUCUCCAACACCUCCAGCGGUACCACGACGCCAAGAUUGGUGCAAUCGAGAUAUUUCUGGCACGUUGCGAGGACCUGUGGUUCGACAGAAAAAUGCGCCGCAUCGACGCAAGGAUUUAUAACGAAGCGUUGGAGCCUCAAGACCGUUUCGAUAUAAUGGACAGUGAAGAGGAUACCAAUGAUGACGAGAUCCACCUGCCGCUGCCUGAUGCAAGAAACCACGCAGCUGACGAGAACAUGCGCACUGGGUCCUUAUCGGAGGGGGACCCGAUGGUGGUUGAAGUCGGGGGACCGACAAUGGCCAGCUGCAAGACCGCCCAGCUCACACACACGCAGACGUCAUCCGUAGGAGAUGGUACCGAGGCAAGCAUUUCGAAAUGGAAAGACAAGAGAGGCGCCCCAGGGUUUCCAAUGCUGAUGCGAAAAAUGUUCAACCAAGUCAUGAAAAUGCAAACAAAGAACCAAACUCAUGGUCAACAUGACGACGCAGGCCCUGGGGAGGAUAACAUGGGUCUGGAGGACAAUCCGUUGUUCCAUAUUCCAGACGACGAGGACAAAGAUCUAACUCUUGGAGAUGAAAUCGAAAGUCACAUGAAGGAGAGCACAGGGGGACCUCACUUUUUGGACACCAAGUUCACAGAGACUGAGGUGUACAAAUGGGGCCAUCACAUCAUAUGGCAUCCGGGUCUUUUCGAGCCAUGGGAAAAGACGGCAGGUCCGGGAUGCGGUGGGGAAGGGGCAGGAAAUACAAAGGAACAGGCGGAAAAGGACGCCACAACCGACGAAGAUGCGGGAGAUGCCGGAGAUGGGGGUGCCCAGCGGGUGCCGAGUGGACUGGGAGACCCGCUUUCGGCAGCCAACACAGACAUGUCGUCACAUGGUGGACGUAGUGGGGGGGAGCACGAUGCGGGAGAUGCACUGGUAGUCGGAGGAGCAAGCCUGCAGGACACUACCGAGUCUUCAGCGGAUAACAGAGUUGAGGGGGACAAACUUCUGCACAUGGUAUGCACUGGCUCUGGCUCGCAGAUAGCCCCAGACUCAAUGGAGAGGGAAGAAGGUGGUGGUAUGGAGGGAGUUCGUAUGGCACAUGGUCGUGAAGUGGGAGAUGAUGAUGAGGAAGCUGACACGGAUGCGAACCUUGAUCACAACAUGGACGUGGACAGCGAGGAUGGUUUGGGAAAGGAAGCUUCCUGUCGUGGCCGAUCCGGUGGCAGCAGCUCGAAUGUGAUCAACUUGAUCGAGCAAUCAGUUAACCAGUGCAAUGAAUGCGAAUGCAGCUGUGUACAUGGCUGGACUAUUCACUUAGCAACGGACGCCCUCAAUGAGACCGAAGAAGAGGCAUUACGUCACAUGAGUAUAGAGCUGAAUAAUACGAAAACAUUGACAAGCACGAAGAAUGAAGCUACCGGAGAGCAGUUGUUAUUCACCGUGCAUGAUUUCAGCGUCCUCAUGAACGAGAAUGAGUGGUUGAACGACAACAUUGUGAAUUUCUACAUGAAAAUGAUUCUGCAUGACAACAAUUGCAGAACAUUUCAUCAGGAAUGUGACAAUCCGUUUGACAAGUCCAAUGUAUGUAGUACGAGGACGAUCCCCGUCACAGCUGCAUAUAGCUCAUACUUUUUCACUAAACUUCUAGGCAAGAACAUGGAAUAUAAGUACGACGAAGUUGCUAGAUGGUUUUGGGAUGUCAUCAUAGCAGACACGGAGUUGAUUCUAGUGCCAUAUCACGAUACGAAAAAGAAACACUAGACACUUGUUGCAGCCGACCGUCG
Messenger RNA from Chara braunii, 4953 nucleotides. Lineage: Eukaryota; Viridiplantae; Streptophyta; Charophyceae; Charales; Characeae. The record is from the annotation of a GenBank genome assembly.